AUGUCUCGGGGCAUAAGCAUCAGCACUACAACUUUGCGCACCCUCGUAUCCCCUUCUGUGUGGCGCGUACCUGUACGACUACGACCGUUUUCCUCGACAACAACCCCGCAGCAACAAUUCGCCGAUAUGGAUGCCGCGGCGUUUGGUGAACAGCACAUUGCCAGGGGCAUUGGCCGACUUACCAAGCACGUUUUCGAGGAUGGGAAGGGUACGUGGAUUACGACUGACAAGGGCGUCAAGCUGCUGGAUAUGACGGCGGGCAUUGGAGUUGUGAACUUGGGCCAUUGCCAUCCCAAGGUGAACAUUGGGUUCAGUGCUGCGCAGAUUGCAUUGAUUAGAGAAUUGAUUCCGAUUCUGCCUCAUGAGAGCCUGGAUACAAUAUUCCUUUGGAACUCUGGCGCUGAGGCUGUGGAGGCGGCAGUCAAGUUGGCGAGGGCAGCCACGAAGAAGCCGAACAUUAUUGUUAUGCAGGGCUCGUAUCAUGGCAGGACGAAUGCGACUGCAUCCAUGACACGGAGCAAGACUAUCUACGGUGAGGGUCAUGGACCCCUCAUGGGCGGUGUCUUUGCAACCGCGUUCCCUUACUACAGUCAAUUCGGCCUUCCAGCCACCACCCCGACAGAGGAACUAGUCGAGCAGUCACUCCUACAGCUCAGACUCACACUCUCGCAACAAACAGCUCCCUCAGACACCGCAGCCAUCAUCCUGGAGCCCAUCCUUGGUGAGGGAGGCUACGUUCCCGCACCCCCUGCCUUCCUCGCUGGUCUCCGCCAGGUCUGCGACGAACACAACAUCCUACUCAUCGCCGACGAGGUCCAGUCGGGCAUGGGUCGCACCGGUCCCUACUGGGCUGUCCAGAACUCUGGUGUCCGGCCUGAUAUCCUCAUCUUUGCAAAGGGUGUUGCUAAUGGAUUCCCUCUGUCUGGUAUCGCGGCCAGCAAGAGCAUCAUGGAUCUCCAGAAGCCGGGGUCUAUGGGUGGAACUUAUGCUGGUAACGCAGUUUCUUGCGCCGCUGCCACUGCUUGUAUCAAGGCUUUCCGCGAGGAGAAGAUUCUAGACAACGUCGCAAAGAGAUCAGAGCAGAUUUUCUCUUUCCUGAGGGACCUUCAGAAGAGCGGUUCCAAGGCAGGAAGUCUGAUUGAAGAUAUCCGCGGCUCUGGUCUUAUGGUUGGUGUGCAAUUUGCCAAUCCCGCACUGCAAAAUGGCUCUUCAAACGUAGCAGCGAGACAUGCGGGCAAUCAGCCUCAGAUUGCACCAAAGGUUGUACAAGAGUGCGUCAAGCGUGAUAUGCUUAUCCUCAGCACAUCGGUAUUUGAUGUUAUUAGGUUUAUUCCGCCGCUUAACAUUAGCGAGGAGGAGAUGACCAAGGGGUUGGGUAUUUUCAAGGAGAGUCUUGAGGCUGUUGCUAAGGACUUGUAGGCUAUUGGCCUUUUUUGGUUUUCCCUUGUUAGAGAUGAACAUAUCAUGAAUGAACGAUUAUCCAAGUA
Molecule: messenger RNA, 1487 nt
Organism: Pyrenophora tritici-repentis Pt-1C-BFP
Lineage: Eukaryota; Fungi; Ascomycota; Dothideomycetes; Pleosporales; Pleosporaceae
Source: RefSeq, a predicted model, not a curated record